Molecule: messenger RNA, 3086 nt
Organism: Papaver somniferum (opium poppy)
Lineage: Eukaryota; Viridiplantae; Streptophyta; Magnoliopsida; Ranunculales; Papaveraceae
Product: phosphate transporter PHO1 homolog 5-like
Exons: 11
Coding region: 37-2601 (854 amino acids)
Biological process (GO): cellular response to phosphate starvation; phosphate ion transport
Cellular component (GO): cytoplasm; plasma membrane; trans-Golgi network
Molecular function (GO): inositol hexakisphosphate binding
Source: RefSeq, a predicted model, not a curated record
CCUGUCUAUCACCAUAGAAAUUAAGGAAAGAAAAAGAUGAGGUUCGACAAAGAGUUGAGGUCAAAAAUGGUUCCAGAAUGGCAAGGAGCUUACAUGGAAUACACAUCCCUCAAAUCCAUCCUUGAAGAUCUUAAGCAUUUCAAAUUCAAAACCCCACUCCAACAUUCUCACCCCCACCAUCAUCAUCAUGGUGGAGUUGCUGCAGUCUACAGAACCUUCAGUGGUCUAGUAAUUGAUCGCACCAUCCCUACCAUCACCAACUCUAAAACCACCACUGAUACUACUUCCAAAACUACUGCAACUACUACUACUACGACCACGACAAAUCGGCACCACCAUCAUCACCAUCACCAUGGAUUAUUUCAUCAUGAAGAAGAACCAGUCAUUUUAGUUCGUCAAAUCAUGCACCAAAAAGAUGAUCAUGACCUAGAAAAAGGAAUGCUGAGUCAUCCGGAUGUCCAUCAUGAGAAAUAUGAGACUAAGUUCCUGAUGUCGGAUGAAGAAGGAGGAGAAUAUGAACUAAAAUUCUUCAAAAGACUUGAUGAGGAAUUCAACAAAGUAAAUAACUUUUACAAAGAGAAGGUCGAUAAGGUUAUGAAUGAAGCUGCCGUGUUGACCAAACAAAUGGAUGCAUUGAUUGCUUUUAGGGUUAAAAUUGACGAUCCCGAUCAAGCAAAGUUUGAACACCUCUGUAAUGAAAUUGCUGAAUCUGCUGCCAGAUUCUCUGUCUCUUCAGAAACCUCUAUCCCCCACAGUACUGAAAUGGUGCAUAUGGAAGUCAUAGAAGAAAGCAUUGGACCAAGCAGCCACGGAAGUUAUUCAGAUGAAAAUGAAACAAGCAAUUUUGAUGAUACUGAUCUCGAUGAAUCUAAUAUACAGCCAACUGAUAACAACAGCCAUGGAGAAGAAAGAGAGAGGCGGAAAAAAUUGAAGACUGAAAUACCAGCUCAUAUGGAAAUCCUGAACAGCGUUAAAAUCAAUGAAACACUCGGUCCGCGAGCAACUAUAAAACGAAUCAUCAGUUUUAAGAACGGAAAUAGUGGAGGGUUAAUCAGUUUCAGAAAACGGAAUCUAAAGAGAGUUGAGGAACAACUCAAGACUGCAAUUAUCCAUUUCUAUCACAAACUUCAACUUUUAAAGAGCUAUAGCUUUAUGAACCUCUUGGCCUUUUCCAAGACCAUGAAGAGAUAUGACAAGAUUACCGAAAGACAUGCAUCAAAAAUAUAUCUGAAUAUGGUGGAUAACUCCUACAUUGGCAGCUCUGAUGAUGUUACUAGGCUCAUGGACAGGGUAGAGGAUUCAUUUACCAAACACUUCUCCAAGUCAAACCGUAGUAAAGGCAUGAACAUCUUGAGAUCGAAAAAGAAGAAAGACAAACAUACAACAACAUUUACCUCUGGUUUCUUUAUGGGCUGCACAAUCUCUCUUCUAAUAUGCCUAAUUUUGGUCAUAAAUGUAAGAAAUCUCAUUAGAAAAGAGGGCAGUGCUAAUUAUAUGGAAACCAUGUUUCCGCUCUACAGUUUAUUUGGUUUUCUUGUCCUACACGCGCUCCUCUAUUCAGCAAAUAUCUACUUUUGGCAACGUUAUCAAAUCAAUUAUGCAUUCAUAUUUGGUUUCAAAAAAGGAACAGAGUUGGGACACAGAGAAGUUUUUCUGUUAAGUACAAUUCUUGCAACGGUUUCACUGGCCAGUGUGCUCGCCAACCUAGACAUGGAAAUGGAUAUAAGCACAAGCAAAUACAAAGCUCUCACUGAACUACUUCCUCUAGCAUUAGUUUCUGUUAUAGUUCUCAUAACAGUUUGCCCUUUCAAUAUCGUAUAUCGUUCUAGUCGUGUGUACCUACUGCGAACUGCAUUCCGUUGUAUCAGUGCUCCUUUAUACACGGUCACUCUAUCAGAUUUUAUGUUGGCUGAUCAGCUGAGUAGUCAGGGGCAAGCUCUUAGAAGUGUUGCGUUCUACAUCUGCUACUAUGCUUCAGGUGAUUACAAAGUGAGGGAGACCAAAUGCAAAUCAGACGUUGUUUAUAACUCAUUCUACAUCAUGUUAGCUGCAUUCCCAUUUUGGCUACGGGCAUUACAGUGUUUUCGGCGAUACUUUGAAGAGAAAGAUCCAAUGCAGGGACCUAAUGGGUUCAAAUACUUAAGUAUUGUUCUCGCAGUCAGCCUGACAACAGCUUACAGUAAGCAUAACACAACACUACUAUUGGUAUUGGCUUGGAUCAGUGCAAUCAUUGCAGCUGUUACUGCAAUAUAUUGGGAUCUCGUUCUAGAUUGGGGACUACUACGAAGGAAUUCAAAGAAUCCAUGGUUAAGAGACAAACUUCUAGUUUCACAGAAAAGUAUCUACUACGUAGCCAUGGUAACGGAUGUGGUGCUGAGAUUUGCCUGGCUUCAAACAGUAUUAAACAUUCAAGUUUCUUUCUUACACAAGGAAGCAAUGGUUGCCCUUGUCGCAUGCCUAGAGAUUUUUCGUCGCGGUGUAUGGAAUUUCUUCAGGAUAGAGAAUGAACAUGUGAACAAUGUCGGCAAGUUCCGUGCGUUCACAACUGUACCUCUCCCUUUCAUCUAUGAGGAAGAGGACGAGGAAGAUAAAGAUGACUGAGUAGCCAACCCUCAAAACCAAGAGCUUCUGAUGCCAUGAUCAAGGGAUACUAGUGUUUCCCUCUGAUAGCAAUCAAGAAGGUCAAGAAUGUGCAGAAUCUAAGAAAGAUGUGAUAGUAAUUAGUGUCUCAAGGAUGUGUUUCUGGUUGUGUGUGCAAAUGAGUUACAUGUGCAUUUUCGUUAACGUCGGCAAGUUUCGUGUGUUCACAAAUGCACCUCUCCCUUUCAACAAUGAUGUCGAUGAGCAGGAAGAUAAAGAUGAGUAGCCAACCCUCAAAACCAAAAGCUUCUUACGCCAUGAUCAAGGGAUACUACUGUUUCCCUUUGAUAGCAACCAAGAAGGUCAAGAAUGAAUAGGUCAUGAAUCAACAAAAAUGUGCAGAAUCUAUAAAAGAUGUGAUAGGUUAGUGUCUUAAGGAUGUGUUCUUAGGUGUCUGUGCAAAUGAGCUACAUGUGCAUUUUUGUAAAUCUGUUUUCAAUAACUGA